AUGGAAGACAAACUAAACGCUGAGGCAAUUUCAGCACGACCUCCAAAAAUGAGGAGUGCUCUUGCUGCUGUUGCUACAGCUGCUCCUAGUGCUGUUGUUGCUGGUGCUGCAGCUGGUCCUAGUGCUGCAGCUGCUCCUAUUGCUGUUGCUGCCAGUGCUGUAGCUGCUCUUGGUGCUUUUGUUGCUAGAGCUGCAGCUGUUCCUAGUGCUGCAGAUGCUCCUAGCGCUGCAGCUGCUCCUAGCGCUGCAGCUGCUCCUAGUGCUGCAGCUGCUCCUAGUGCUGCAGCUGCUUCUAGUGCUGUUACAACAAGUGCCAGAACACCAAGAACAUCUGAGCAUGGUGCUCAGUUGGGUAGAAAUCCUACCAGCCAAAUGCGUGAAAUCAUUUACGGGUCAUUAGAAAAGGAAUCUCCCCCACUCUUCGAGGAUACUAGCAAGCAACGUUGUAAGGAGCCUCGGAGUCUUCAAGAAAGUUUGCAUUGUUGA
Procambarus clarkii (red swamp crayfish) is the source of this 486-nucleotide messenger RNA. The record is from RefSeq and is a predicted model, not a curated record. Lineage: Eukaryota; Metazoa; Arthropoda; Malacostraca; Decapoda; Cambaridae.